AUGGAACAAGAAGAUAAACAGGGUGUGUAUGAAACCCAGGACUCAGAGGACAAAAGGAUGGGCUCAGAUUUUGAGAACUCUGAGGACAAGGAAGGGGACCUAGAAGAAAAAGAUACACAGGACACAGAUGAGAGAGAGGACCAUCUGGAGAAGGACAUGGGCUCCAACCCACAGGAUGCAGAUCUACGGGGGGUCUCAGAAGAGAUGGAAAUGGUGCCCAAUAUCUGCACAGAGGGACUGCUGUGCGAGGAAGAGGCGGCUGCUCUCCAGGAGGAAGAGGAUGGCCAACCUGGUGAACCUGAGUUGGCGAUGUUCCCAGGACUGUCCGAGUCCGACAGCAUAUCCCGGAGCCCUCAGGAAGAGGAGGAGGAGGAGGAGAGUGCUGGGGAGAACCGGCUGGAGGAGGAAGAGGAGCAACCAGCCCCACCCGUGCUUCCUUGGAGGCGGCGUCUCUCCUUGGGGAGUCGGCACCUGGGCGACAAGCCUGCCCACCGCCGCUUCCGCCGGCUUCACCACCCCGUGGCCAUGGACCUUAGGGAGCUCGACAGCCUGGUGGCCAGCAUCAUGGACGCGCCCACCAUCUGCCCCGACUGUGGGGAGAGCUUCAGCCCUGGCACCGCCUUUCUGCAGCACCAACGCAUCCACCGCCUGGCUGAAGCAGCUCUAGAGCCCUUCGGCUUUGCUGGAGAGUGCGGUGCGGUGGUGGGGAUGAUGGGAGUGGGCGUGGCAAGUGGCUUCGGGGCGGGGCCCGCACUGGCCCGGCCCCCAAGCGAGAAGCCCUUCCGCUGCGGAGAGUGUGGCAAGGGCUUCAGUCGCAACACUUACCUCACCAAUCAUUUGCGCCUGCAUACGGGCGAGCGGCCCAACCUCUGCGCCGACUGUGGCAAGAGCUUCAGCUGGCGAGCCGACCUGCUCAAGCAUCGGCGCCUGCACACAGGCGAGAAGCCAUACCCGUGUCCCGAGUGCGGCGAGGCCUUCAGCCUCAGCUCGCACCUGCUGAGCCACCGGCGUGCACACGCUGCCGCCAGCGGUGCGGGGGCGGCGGCGCUGCGACCAUUCGCGUGUGGGGAGUGCGGCAAGGGCUUCAUGCGCCGCUCGCAUCUGGCUAACCACCAGCGCAUUCACACGGGCGAGAAGCCACAUGGGUGCGGCGAGUGCGGUAAGCGCUUCAGCUGGCGCUCAGACCUGGUGAAGCACCAGCGCGUGCAUACGGGCGAGAAGCCUUACAUGUGCUCCGAGUGUGGCGAGACCUUCAGCGUGAGCUCGCACCUCUUCACGCACAAGCGCACGCACUCGGGUGAGCGACCCUACGUAUGCCGCGAAUGUGGCAAGGGUUUCGGCCGCAAUUCGCACCUGGUGAACCACUUGCGUGUGCACACAGGCGAGAAGCCCUUCUGCUGCGGUCAGUGCGAGAAGCGCUUUAGCGACUUCUCCACACUCACGCAGCACCAGCGCACGCACACGGGCGAGAAGCCCUACACGUGCAUUGAGUGUGGCAAAAGCUUCAUCCAGAGCUCGCACUUGAUCCGCCACCGCCGCAUUCACACUGGCAACAAGCCGCACAAGUGUGCUGGCUGCGGCAAGGGCUUUCGCUACAAAACGCACCUCGCGCAGCACCAAAAGUUGCACCUAUGCUAA
Molecule: messenger RNA, 1638 nt
Organism: Orycteropus afer afer
Lineage: Eukaryota; Metazoa; Chordata; Mammalia; Tubulidentata; Orycteropodidae
Gene: ZNF697
Product: zinc finger protein 697
Exons: 2
Coding region: 1-1638 (545 amino acids)
Biological process (GO): negative regulation of transcription by RNA polymerase II
Molecular function (GO): DNA-binding transcription repressor activity, RNA polymerase II-specific
Source: RefSeq, a predicted model, not a curated record